Molecule: messenger RNA, 1416 nt
Organism: Paramisgurnus dabryanus
Lineage: Eukaryota; Metazoa; Chordata; Actinopteri; Cypriniformes; Cobitidae
Product: E3 SUMO-protein ligase ZBED1-like
Molecular function (GO): protein dimerization activity
Source: RefSeq, a predicted model, not a curated record
AUGGAACUUGAGCCACGAUACACAAUUCCAUGUCGCACCACUAUGUCCGCCCGCAUAGUAAAGUUGUAUGACACCACACGAGAAAACAUUAAGAUCGUAUUGCAGGACAAGAAACUCGCUCUAACUACAGACGGGUGGACAUCAGUCGCCACACAUGCUUACGUGACAAUCACAGCGCACUUCAUUUCAGACACAUGGGAGCUAGAGAAUUUCGUUCUUUGCACGAAAAAACUAAGGGGAAGUCACACAGCUGCCCAUGUCGCAGAGAGCAUCAGCAACACACUGGAAGAAUGGAAUAUAUCCCGUGAAGCAGUAAUAGCGGUUGCCACAGACAAUGCGCAGAAUUAUGUGAAAGCCAUACGCGAUUUAAGCCUCUUACAUGUACCUUGUUUAGCACACACGUUAAACCUAGCCGUGCGCAAGGGACUAGAGGUAAGGGCUAUUGAAACUGCCCUUUCUCGCCUUAAACAGACAUCAGCUCAUUUUGGAAAGUCUCCUGCUGACUGCUGCCUGUUGGAGGCAAAGCAGGAGCUUUUUGGACUAAAAAAGGAGAGACUGAUAAAUGACUGCGUCACGAGAUGGAACACGACGUAUGACAUGAUCGGUCGUGCCUCCAAACAGCAAGCAGCCGUGGCCGCGGCCAUUUUUGAAAAGAAAAUGUCCCACUUGGAACUCAGCACUUCGGAGUGGUCUUUGGUUGAACAAAUAAAAGACACACUGAAACCAUUCAAAAUUGCAACUCAGGCCCUCUCCACUGAUGCCUAUCCUACAGCAUCCGCCAUCCUCCCUCUACAACAUGUUAUGCUCUCUCAGCUGACCGCUCCUGACGCAACACAGAGAGCUAUCAAAGAAAUGAAAGUGCGGAUGGUCGACAUUUUAAAACCGCGCUACAGUGAAAACAACACAGAAUGGAUGCUUCUCAAUAAAGCGGCCCUUCUGGAUCCCCGGUUCAGCCGCUUGGUUCACCUUUCGCCUGGACAGAAACACCUCGUAAUAGAAAGCUUAUCUCAGGAGCUGAAGGAAACUGAAAGUGAUACCGACUGUGAAUGUGCGCAAGAGAGGGAAGACGUGGCUCCGGCUUUAGGUGCAAUGGGAAGCUUGUUUGUGGACAUGUAUAAAUCGAUCGACUCGGCCACACGCAGUAACGGCUCUGGUAUCCAGGAGCUUACAAGCUACAUGACUGAACCUCCUCUCCCCGCAGACAGCAACACGCUGCAUUGGUGGAGAGACACAGGCUGCAACAAAUACUCACUUCUCUCAACACUGGCGCGCAAAUACCUGUGUGUGCCAGGCACGUCUGUGCGCUCCGAACGUGUGUUCUCCAUCGCGGGGAACAUCGUAAAUAAAAAGAGAGCCGCACUUGAUCCAGAUCAAGUUGAUAGAUUGGUGUUUCUUGCAAACAAUAUUAAGCAAUGA